This is a messenger RNA of Frieseomelitta varia, 3327 nucleotides long. RefSeq names its product transmembrane protein 8B-like. Lineage: Eukaryota; Metazoa; Arthropoda; Insecta; Hymenoptera; Apidae. Bases 241 to 2679 code for a protein of 812 amino acids. The record is from RefSeq and is a predicted model, not a curated record. The transcript is spliced from 13 exons. Gene Ontology annotation, cellular component: plasma membrane.
AUCAGUGUCGUUUACAUCCAUUCCACCCUUUGCUAUUUAUGUAUAUAUACAUCGUCUACUACAGCUGAUCGAAGGAAACCCAUAUAAGUUGUUAGACUAAACACGCAAAUAUUGCGGUUUAGUCGCAGUUAUUUACUGUGUGUGCAAAAUGUACAGUCAACAUAGGAAUGAGAAAAUGAUGGAUAAUUAAUAAGAAGUGAAUGGAGACAUCCGAUCGAAAGAAAUAUCCAUUUUUCAGUGAUGUCGAAAAAAAUUAUCAUGCUUCCGAUAUGUUAUUUUUCAAGACGAUAUCUCAUGAUUCUUCAAUUUCACGUCCUUUUAAUCUUGUUACUUUUUCCAGCUAAAGAAUGUACUAUGCCAGAAGCAAGUCAAGAAGGAUUACUACAUUCAUUCAAAAGUUAUUCAGAUAUAGUUAUGUUUCAUUAUACAGUUCCAAAAGAAGUACUCAGAGCUACUUGGCAGUUUGCAGCAUUUAUGGAUGGGCAAGAAUGCCCAGAAAGAAAAGUACAUAUAUACCUGCAAUGGGGCAGUUACCCUGUGAUAUCUAUAAAUAAUGAUACAUUUCCCAAUGAUAUGUAUCAUAAGCGUAAUCAUACCAUUAUAGUUUCUGCAGUUACAACAUUUGAACCAAAAACCACUGGAGUUGUACCAGUUUAUGGACCAGAAGCUGGAGAUUGGUUUGUAGGAGCUUAUUUGUCUCAUUGGGAUGAAAAGGUUCAACAACAGGGACUUGGCCAUAAAUGCCAUUAUAGUAUAGGUUCUGUAGCUGUAUGGACACAAAUCAAUAGUAUUGAAAAUAUUCCUAUUGGUUACCAACAAACAUUAAGAACAAAAGAAGCUACUUCUUAUUACAAGAUAUAUAUCCCAUCAGGGACAUGGAAUUUUCGUGUAGAUAUUUGGGGUUGUAACUUUACUGUGCAUAAAUCUCAUAAUGUACAUGAACUUUGUAUCAAAAAUAUGGCUUUACAAGGACGUUCUUUACCUGUUUUCAAUCACUCUGAAUCAACUAAAAUUGGAAAUCUAACUAUGUUAGAUUCAUAUACCUUUACAGAGACUUCCCCUUAUGAAGAUAGUUAUUAUUAUUUGAUGAUUAUUUCAGAUAGUAUUAUUGAAGUAAAUGUGAAAGUAGUAACCUCAGAAUGUCCAAUCAGGAUAACAGAAAAAUCUUUUGUAAGGCAAUAUUUAGAUGCACCUUCAUUUUCUAAAGCAUUAGCUCAAUUGCAUAUGAAAGAUUUAACAAAACAUCAUUUGCAUCAUGAUGAAGAUAAAUACAAUGAAUCAUUUUAUAAUGAAAGUGAUGUUAUGAAAAAUCAGUUUGGCACAUUAGAUGAAAAUUUUGAUGAUCCAUGUGUCCCAAGAUAUCAACUUGCUAGAAUUAAGCACUCACAAACAUUUUCAGGAGUCUACUUACUACAGGGUAGAGAAUGGUUAACUUCUUGGGUGAUGUUAACUGAUGUGCAUCCAGUAAUUACACAGUUUGAUAUUUUGCCAUUAGUUGAUAUUGGUGGUACUCUUGAUAUAAGUGCACAUUUGGAAAUGGAUAAAGUAGCAACACGACAGUUAGUAAAAGUUGUACUUUGCGUUCAACGUGGACGAAUUCCUAAAAAAAUUAAAAAUAAUAUUAUAUGUAAAAAUUCCAAAAUGUCGAUGAUUUUAUCUUCGUUCGACAAACAUGAUGGAACUUUAUUGAUACCAUAUCCACAGCCAGACACUUGGUAUGUUACUUUAGAUGCAACAUGUUAUUUUAAUGGAAGAUCCGUAAAUUGUGAAAUGGAAGAAAUUUUAGUAUCACUGGAUAUACGAACUAGACAAUGUGUGUUUGCUGGAAAUUAUCCAUGUGGUCACCAUGGAAUUUGUCAAGAAGUUCAUCGUGAUAUUCUUUAUUAUACAACAUGCAAAUGUUUUGAAGGAUACAAAGGAUGGGGAUGCACUGAUGCUACUAGUGCCAAUCCAGAAUCUUCUGUUCUUAUAACAACAUUGAUACUCACUUUAAGUAAUGGUUUUUUCAUACCUGCUAUAUAUUUAGCUAUUAAGCGCGGAUUAUAUACUGAGGGAUUAGUCUAUUUGGCAACUAUGCUCUUUUCAUCUCUGUACCAUGCUUGUGAUCAACAUGUUAUGACUUAUUGUAUUGCUAAAUAUGAAGUUUUACAAUACAGUGACUUUUUUUCAAGUAUAUUAGCAUUUUGGGUAACACUUGUUGCAAUGGCUGAAAUACCAAUUCGUUUUGUAUCAUUGUGUCAUAUGUUUGGAGUUCUUAUUAUAGCUUUUGGCGUUGAAUCCAAUAAAACAAGUCUAACCAGUAUUUUAGUACCUUUGGGGAUGGGCAUUAUGAUUCCAAUGGGGGCAUAUGCUUAUCGUUGUUUUCAUUUAAAAAAGUUGAAAAGACCUAAUAGAAUUUCAAAGUUAUUAGCAGGCUUAACAUUGGCGAUUGUAGGUUUAUUGAUCUUUUCGUUAGUUGAAACAGAAGCCAAUUAUCAGUAUGUUCAUAGUGCUUGGCAUAUAAUAAUAGCGAUCUCAUUGAUAUUUCUUUUACCGCCAUCACGAUUAGAACAAAUUGAUUCUUCAGGUACAAGCUCAUUUAGCAACGAUAGUGAAUUACUUGAUUAUAAAGACCCAUCGGGCAGUCCAAUUUUCAAAGUAACAAGUGGUCAAGAAAAUCUGGUAAUUGCGUCAAAUUGAAAAUUACAGUAAAAAUAAGUAAUAUAAAAACAAACCAAAUACGUACUAUUAUUUAAAUUACUUGUGCCAAAAGAGUUCUAAUUCUCUAAAUAAAAAAUAGAUUAUAGCAUCGAUUAUAGCACGAUAAUCAAAAUUUAAAAAAAUGAACGUACAUGUACAAAUAUCAUGUACAUGUAUAUAAAAUAUUUAUAUAUAUAAAUUUUAUAAUAGUUCCUAAGUAAAGAUGCAUAAAUGAUUAUAGGGUAAUCUAUGUUGAGAUUUCCAACUUAACACAGCUCAAUAUAACAUACAACUAGUUUUAACUGCAAAAGUUUAAUGAACUUACAAAUGGUGCUAUUCUAUUCUUACUAUAUUGUUUUAAAGAUAUAAUCAAUAAUACUAAUAGAAAUAUUUUUAUAUAUUUUUAAUAUUGUUGGAAAUUGUAUUGUAUCAUAUUAAAUAAGUCGCGAAAAAAGUUGACAUCUAUUUUUUCUAGAAAAUUACGUCAUUAAGUAAUACCAUCAGAACAUUGAUGACGAUGGGUUUAUUACUGGGUUUAGUAAUAAUUAUAUUUCAUAGUCUUCAUUAUAGUCAUAAUAUGAGUUUUAGAAAAAAAGGAAAUUUGUUAAUAGAGAACUUGUUACAAAAUUUAUUACAUAUAUAAAUAGA